AUGGUGGAAAUCGAAGUGCGUUUGCUACGUGGCUCGGUCUAUCUUGCCGGCGAAACAAUACCUUGCCAAAUCACUUUUACAAACACCGCUAAACGUGGAGCUACGAGCGGCCAAGAAUCGCGCACAAACCACGUAAAACCUUCACAGUUUAGUCGCAAGAAAGUUAUGGGAAUAGAGACUAUAGCUUGGGCUAGCGCUCAAAUACAUUGUCAGUGCACUAUCAAUGAUUCUCGCGUUAAAAUUCCCGAACAUGACCAAAAAGGUUUGCACGAGUCGGUCAAUAAAAACGAAGAUGCUACUACGUGUUUUAUGCCGUCGAAAGGUUAGUUUUUAGCUGUAUAAAUAUUUGUAUUUGUGCAUUUCUCUCAUUUGUCGUGGGGAGAUAUGCGUAGUUUGUCUCAAAGGCCAAUAUUUUUGUUGGAGGGCUUUCUAGAUGUUUGUGACAUUUCAUUCAUUCCUGACUGUUUAUUAUGUGUUUAUUACGGUUUUUUAUAUUAUUACUUGUCUGUAUAUGUAUAUCAGCUCAAAACAAAUCGACUUUCAAUGCUGUUGGCUAUUCCAUUAAAAGUUAAUUGUGAAUAUAUGAUUUUGAAAAUUUACCCAGAUUAAAACCAUAUUUUGAGGGGAAGGGUGUAUCCCCCAGCACCCCCCCCCCCUCUGCUGUCAAGAAAAGUCAUGACAAUGAGUCAAUCUUGGGAACAUGAGUGGAUAUCUGACUGUUACUGGAGGGGAAAUGGUGACCUCCUAAAAACAUGCAACCCCCCCCCCCCUGAAAACCUAUAGCCCACAUUACCCCUCUCCCUGCCCAUAGCUUCUUUCUGCCCCUUUAUUCAAGGACAGAGAUUCUGUCUAAACUGUAUUCUUAGCCUGCAUUACAGACAGUCCGUCCACUGUGGAACACAUAAAAAUGUGUGAGGCACCUCCUUCACCUCGCCUGUUUUUAGGUGUUCUGCGGCAGGCUGACUGUCUGCCACCCAGACUACUGUGUUUUUAAUUUGUGUUGCAAUUUAAUUUUUAUACGUAGGUGAGCGUGGUCGUUGCUUACUAUCGACAAAACCAAAGAUUUUAUUUUGUGACCUAACAUUGGCAGCUGGUGAAUCUAAAUCAUGUAUGUAGAAUCAAAAUGUUUGAUAAUAUUCUUUAUGUCCAAUUAAUUUAUUCACUCGGGAUAUUUUUUGUAUUAAUUUACUCACUCGGGAUAUGAGCGUUUCGAUACAAUAAUUUAAUGGUGCCAUGCUAAGUCUGGAUAUGCUUCUGUAGUAACAAGUGCUGGAUCAACAAGAGAUGGCCUUUACUGAACUUUUAGUCUGUCUAAUACCAGACAAUCUUACUUGUCAAGGGAGAGUGCUGCCACUCAUUUGGUUAACUUGUGUUGUUGUAUACAUUCUAGACUUUUAUGAGGAUGCAGUGCCAUUUGAUUCACCACCAUCGUACAAAGGUUUAGCUGUAAAAUAUUGUUAUAAAAUAACUGUUGGAGCUGGUAGAUUGCAGUCAAGUACACAAUUAGUCCGACUGCCUGUGAGAAUAUUAGUGUUGGAAGGUAAGUUGCUGUGCUAUAUGAGAUUUCCUUGUAUACAAAUUUUCUGGGGUAAUGCACCUCUUGGGGGGAACAGUGUAGAACUGAUGAAGGACCUUCGCUCGAAACGUCGAAAUUCUCUUUAUAAUUUACCAAUGAAAGCUUGUUCAUUAACAAAGUUAGUUUAUAAAUUAAUAUGUAUUUUUUAGGACUAAAAGAGUUACGUCAUUAUACUUCAUUCAAUGAAUGUUCGUCCAAUCCAUUUUUAAAUGGCAACAUGAAAACAAGAUCAUUGUUAGAUGUUGCAGUAGAAAAGUUGACCACAAUAACCUGUAAGAAAAGUCAAUGUAAGUGAAUAACUGCUGUUGACACCAUCUGCUUCACCAUAGCAAUGAUAACCCUUCCAGAAAGUAUGCCACUUUGGCCGCAGAGCCUUGCUUUCGUGUAUGUGGCAUUAGUUAAACGUCUCAAUCGCGAAAAUGAGGCCCUGUAGCCAAGCUGAUGUGACAUACUUUCUGGAAGCAUGUAUUUCCACAUCUGAAUGUCUUGUGUUUUUUUCUUGCAGAUAUUUAUAAUGUGGUGAACAAAAAUGGUCUUGUAGGAUGUUUUAUUUUAUUCAAGUCAGCUUAUAGAAUAGGAGAUGAAAUUUUAGGAAUUUUUGACUUUAGGGAAUGUAAAGUAAAAUGUACAAAGGUAACUGAAGUCGUACAAACUUUUAUUUAAAAAUAUAUAAAUAUUGUCUAUUUGUUGGUAAGAUGAUUUAGUAAAAAACAAGCACAAGUGUUUUAUCAGAUAUAAAACAUGAGGUGACAGCUGGGUGUGUUAUAUUUGAUAAAGCACAGACCAUACCUUUCAAAAUGAGUACUUUCAAAAUGAGUACCUUCUUUCUCUGACAUUAUCCAAUCUUCUCUAUUUCUGUAGUUAAUAGUAACUCUACAGAGUGAGGAACAUGUCUGCGAUGAAUACAAGAAAACUUCAUCAAAACAUUUACAUAGUCAUACAUCGUAUUCAACACAACAAGAAUUCUGUCUUUACUCAAAGAAAAUACAAGUUCAACUACCAAUACCUAUAACAGCUACACCGGAAUUUAAGUCUGAUAUAGGUAAGUAUGUGAUAACAUGGUGGAGUAUUACUACACUCUGUAGCCCAUCUCAUUUACCUUUAUUCUCUUGACUUGGCCAUACCAUCUUACUUUUUCGUAUCUUCUCUCUCAGUUCCGCCAUCUUCAAUUCCCCAUGUCUUCAUUUCUCAUUCUCUCUCUUCUUCAUACUUCCCUAUUUCCACCACUUCCAAUUUCUUCACUUGUUCUUCAUUCACUAAGUCUCAGCGUGAUAUUGGAUCACCGGUCUUACCAUCGUUUUGUACACCUGUGUCUUCAAUCUCAUUGGCAUCCAUUUGUCAAAUAUUAUUCCACUAAUAUUCUUUGAACUGUCUGUGCCAGUGUAGGUAAUGUCAAUACUAACGAAACUUUUGUUGGUAGUGAUGAAACUUCCUGAAAAAUACAAGGACCUUCGCUAGAAACUUCGAAUUUUUCCUUGUAUUUUUCAGCUAGUUUCAUUCCUACCAACGAAGGUUUUGUUACUAAUGAUCCUCCAUAUGUUCCCUACAGUCUUGCCUGUACGGUAUAACCACUGAUAUAUACACACUACCAAUAUAUCUCUGAGUUAUUUUUUUUGUUUUUUUUCUGUGCUGAUGUUAUGUACUCAGGUGAAUAUAAUGUUUGUGAUGUUACUCUGAGUGUAUAUCCACACCGGGCGAGCUUGAAAAAUAUGCCUGACCACGGUGGGAAUCGAACCUACGACCUUUGGAAUACUAGCCCAAUGCUCUGCCAACUGAGCUACGCGGUCAGGACGGUUCGAGUAAGUGAUAUUUCGGAACAGAAUCUAGUUCCUUCGAUACCAAUGUAAUCUAGUGAUAUGAUUUUUUUCUGUGCUGGUGUUGUGUACUCAGGUGAAUAUAAUGUUUGUGAUGUUACUCUGAGUGUAAAAAAAAAAAAAUCAUAUCACUAGAUUACAUUGGUAUCGAAGGAACUAGAUUCUGUUCCGAAAUAUCACUUACUCGAACCGUCCUGACCGCGUAGCUCAGUUGGCAGAGCAUUGGGCUAGUAUUCCAAAGGUCGUAGGUUCGAUUCCCACCGUGGCCAGGCAUAUUUUUCAAGCUCGCCCGGUGUGGAUAUACACUCAGAGUAACAUCACAAACAUUAUAUCUCUGAGUAUUUAAAAAGUAUAAUAACCUAAACUUUUUUUAUGUUUAUAGUGGAUGUACGAUGGAGAUUGCAUUUCGAGUUUUAUCUCUCCACCUCUGAACAACAAAUUGAAACAUCAGACGAGCACGACACAGCUGAAGUGUGUAUGGUCGCUCCUCCCUCUCUAGACAUUGAACCAAUGACCUGGGAUCUCCCUGUAAAGAUCGUCCCAUGUAACCCUGUUCAUGCCUCUGCUAUAUCACUGCUUAGAACUACAGCAUCGUCUGUAUUUUGA
Messenger RNA from Paramuricea clavata, 3996 nucleotides. NCBI's taxonomy places the organism in Eukaryota, Metazoa, Cnidaria, Anthozoa, Malacalcyonacea, Plexauridae. The record is from the annotation of a GenBank genome assembly.